Molecule: messenger RNA, 2219 nt
Organism: Carassius auratus (goldfish)
Lineage: Eukaryota; Metazoa; Chordata; Actinopteri; Cypriniformes; Cyprinidae
Product: AT-rich interactive domain-containing protein 3B-like
Exons: 9
Coding region: 225-1946 (573 amino acids)
Biological process (GO): regulation of transcription by RNA polymerase II
Cellular component (GO): nucleus
Molecular function (GO): DNA binding
Source: RefSeq, a predicted model, not a curated record
UCGAGGGGAGGUCACGCCAGAGUGACGCGAGCGGAGCGGAAGGGAGCUGCAGGGAGUUGAGCGCUGAACGCCGGGCUGCUCGGAGGUCUGUGAUCGCGGUUCUGCUCGUCUGAAACGGAGCACCGGAUCGCCACGCGCUCGCCGGAGGAACGGAAAGCGCCGCCGCUGCGCGUGCACAGUUUACCGAGAGUUACCGAGCAGAAAGAGACGAGCGGAGCGGAGCGAUGGUGGAUAACAGCGGCAGCGGCAAAACACAGAUGGAGGCAGGUUUGUCAGGUGUGUUCCCCCACAGCGGCUCCGCAGGACUGAAGCUGGAGCAGAUGAUGGAGCAGCUCCAGCGGCAGCAGCAAGUGCGUCUGGAGAUGGAGCACAAGGAGCGCCGGCUGCGUGAAGCUCACAUCAUGUACACGCAGCAGCUCGCCGCUCAGCAGGCCGUUCUAGCCGCCGCUCGGGCCUCAGGAGCCGGCUUCAUGAGCAAGAGCCUCGGCACGUCCGGAGCCGCACAUCCAUCCCUUGCCUCGAAUCAAAGCAGUUUGGACUCAGACCACGAGGACGAGGAGGAACACGGCCGGGACUCCGACGAGGAUGAUGAUGAUGGGAUGAUGGAAGGUGAUGAAGGCAGCGAGGAUGAAGCCAGCGGCUUGGAGUUCCUCAGGAAGCAGACGCUGGCGCUGCAGCAGGCAGCCGUUCGUCGGCCCUUCGGGAGCUUCUCGGGCCCCGGGGCCACCGCAGACGCACAGAGAGCUCCGUCACCCGCCGUCAGGGUCAAACUGGAGCCUGAGGACGAUCUGUCACCCAUCGGGCGACCCUCGGCGUCUUCUCCUAACGCUCAAGCGGACUGGAGCUACGAGGAUCCCUUUAAAGCAAACGGCGGUGUUUCCUGGUCAGAUGAUGUGGAUGUUGCUCGUGGAAGAGGGGAAGCAUCCAGAGAUUUCGCCAAGUUAUAUGAGCUGGAUAACGACCCGCAAAGGAAGGAGUUCCUGGACGACCUUUUCACCUUCAUGCAGAAACGAGGGACUCCGGUGAACAGGAUCCCCAUCAUGGCGAAGCAGGUUCUGGAUCUGUACAUGCUGUACAAGCUGGUGACGGAGAAGGGCGGACUGGUGGAGGUCAUCAACAAGAAGAUCUGGAGAGAGAUCACCAAGGGUCUCAACCUGCCCACGUCCAUCACCAGCGCCGCAUUCACACUCCGCACACAGUAUAUGAAGUAUCUGUAUCCGUACGAGUGCGAGCGGAAGGCGUUGAGUUCUCCCAGCGAGCUGCAGGCCGCCAUCGACAGCAACCGGCGUGAAGGCCGUCGACCCAGUUACAGCAACAGCCUGUUCCGCUUUAGCCCCUCCCCCGGCUCCGCCCCUCACCUCCUGACCCCGCCCAAGAUGCAUCUGUCAGCACUGGGAGCCAUGGGGGCCCUGAACGGACUGCAGGUGUCCCCAGGGCCAUCUCUGAAGAAGGGACUGGACGAUGCGGUCUCGUCUCUGCUGGCGGGCCGCUCGUCCUCCGUGGCGAUGGUGAUGGGGCAGCAGCAGAUGGCGGGUCUGGCGCGGGCCGCGACACUGGAGCAGCUCCGAGAGAAGCUGGAGACGGAGGCACCGGAGAGAAAGAUGCUGCGUCUGGCCGAGGAGCAGCAGAGACUCAUGCAGCAGGCCUUCCAGCACAACCUGCUCGCCAUGGCCUCGCAGAUCCCCGUCAACCUGCGUCCCGGAGCUCCGGCCAGGGAUGAGAAGCAGGAUCUGGCCGUGAGUAUUUCCUCCAGCGGAGCGGCGAGUGUCAGCGUGUCGGUGGAAGUCAACGGCAUCGUCUACUCAGGAACUCUGUUGGCUCAGAAGUCUGCGAGUGUGAAUGUGUCUCACGCUCCUCCAGCAGGACCCAGCUUCACCUUCUCUAGCUCCGCCCCCAGCCAAAGCCCCGCCUCUUCCUCCUCCUCCAAGGGGCGGGGCUCCCCAUAACCCGUCUGCCGGUUGGCUCUCCAGUCACUGAUUGCUGAAAGUCAAACCGUUGCACAACCAGUACCUCAUUUUCUCCUGUCCACAUCAUGUUUGCAGACACACACGACCGGUCAAAAGUUUGGGAUCAGAACGAUUUCUGAUGUUUCUGCUCAUCAAAGCUACAGGAGAAAUGUAUGAUGUAAAAUAAUGUGUUUCUAUUUUAAUAUACAUUAAAAUCAAAUGUAUUUCUGUGAUGUGCAUCUGUGUUUCCAGCAUCAUUCCUCCAGUCUUCAG